Messenger RNA from Alternaria postmessia, 1929 nucleotides. RefSeq lists its product as uncharacterized. NCBI's taxonomy places the organism in Eukaryota, Fungi, Ascomycota, Dothideomycetes, Pleosporales, Pleosporaceae. The coding region runs from base 1 to 1929 and encodes 642 amino acids. The record is from RefSeq and is a predicted model, not a curated record. Gene Ontology annotation, cellular component: mitochondrial outer membrane. The transcript has 3 exons.
AUGUCUUUCGUGGUUGACCAGGUGCGACGAAUUGACAGCCAGCUCGAUCGGCUGCAGCUGUCAGCCACGCGAGCAGGCAGCUUUUCCAUCACCGCCGAGGAAGCCCACAACCCCACCAAGACCUCACGAAUCGCACAUCUGCAAAAUCUCAUCAAGUCUCUCUCUACGACUGCGUCAUCCAAGCACAGCCUUGUCCCCGUCGCGCGCAUAUCCGAGGCGCUACAACGUGCCAACAUUGCUAGCAGCUACGAGGAUGCGAGCUACGAGCACGAGCUGGAAUGGCUGCUAGUCAGCAAGGCGACGACACAGGUAUACGGUCAGGUCUUGAGUACGAUACUUGAGCAGACCAUCCCGCUGGAAGACGACCUGUGGUACUGGGACGACAUUCUCUCCACCUACCGAUUCGCUGGCUUAUACUCGAUACAAACAUCUCCAGUCCGCGUAUGGAAAUGGUCGCAGGAGAUAUACCACGAUGUCUUGUCGCGCGGCGGCCAGGUGGCCGAUGGAUGGAGCCAGUUCUACGGCCUCGUCAAAGACGCAGUGCAAGAGCGGAGCAUCGCCAACAUCCAGCGAAGAGUCGUGAGCCCACUAGCGCUUGUGAGAAAUGAAGGCAGGAAGAAGCGGGCCGCCUUAAGGAAGAUACGACUCACCAACGCAAACGCGCUCGGCGUGCUGCUAGGCGAAGGCCUGGGUAACGAGAGUGUACACGACGACGGCACCCAGUCGCCCACGCUCCUCGGAACACAAAGUGGACAUAGAUGGAAGAGCGUCAUGUCCAAGAACAUUGCCCUCAUGGAUGCCGUCAUCCAAAGCGUGAACACGGCAGAGCUUUCCGUUGAUAAGUUCGACGACUCGGUGGCCAGCAUCACACAGGACGAUCAAUUCUACUCCCUGCACGAACCCACUGGAGAGCGCACAGCAAGCACACUCAAGCCGGCAGACGUCGCUGAGCGACUCCAGUACCUACUCCGGGACGCAUUGCCUACCUACACGUCAAACUUCAAUGCUGUGGUCAAGGAAAACGGACGUCCAUCCCUGAUCAUCCGGUACUGGCUUCCCGCCACUAUGCUCCUUGUAUCUUCAACCACUAUCCUGCGCAUCUUCGUCAACCGGAAAGAGGAAAUCUUGACCUGGGUACGGGAAUUAGGACAGACUGUGAUUGACUUUUGGACAAACUGGGUCGUGGAGCCUGCAAUGAGAAUCAUCGGUACCAUCCGGCACAAUGAAGACAGCGAGGUUUCCAUCAUGAGCAAACGAAGUUUGGAAUCUGACCGUGCAAGCCUCGAGCGCAUGGUUGUUGAUUUUGCUGUGAAGAACCCCGAAGGCCCAGCACUGAACGAGACACAGAUCGCCGACAUCAGAGCCAAAGUUCGCGAGGGCGACCUAACAACGGUGUUGAGAUCGUACGAGAAGGACAUCCAAAGCCCAGUCAAAGGAGCUAUAGUUGGUAAUCUCGCUAGCGCACUCCUCAUCCAGGUGCAGAAAACCAAGGUCGAUGUGGAAGUUGCCAUGAGUGGUAUCGACAGCAUCCUCAAGAGUCAAGAAUUGCUCUUUGGCUUUAUUGGUCUGACGCCCGGUGUACUCGUCAGUAUUGGCGUGUACCGAUACCUUCGAGGUGUGUUUAGUAGCCGUAAAGGCGUGCAGAUGUGGGCAAGGCAGGGUCGCAUGUUGCUCAUCCUACGCAACAUUGAUCGCAUCCUCACCAGCGCGACCGCUACCGAGGAUGGCGAGAUCUCUUACAAGGACUACGGUCUCCUUCUUUGCGAAGUGCAUCUACUGCGACAAGCUGCGAGUGGAAUCCUACCGCGACGCAUCUUCCACGACCUGUUGGUGGAGAUAGAUGAGCUUGUUGAUGUGCGGAGUGGGCUGCAGCGACAGCAAAAAGUAGUCGAGCGUAUCCGGUGGGCGUACUCAAAAUGGUUUACUUGA